Messenger RNA from Parnassius apollo (apollo), 372 nucleotides. NCBI's taxonomy places the organism in Eukaryota, Metazoa, Arthropoda, Insecta, Lepidoptera, Papilionidae. The record is from the annotation of a GenBank genome assembly.
AUGCGUGUCACCACCGGGACCCUCUUGCUGCUCACCGUCACUUGCCUCCUCUGGUACGCAAGAGCUUGCGAGCCCAGUCAAACCCAGAAUGGCUGCAAGAUAUAUGGGACAGGAUGCACUUGCGGGUUCGGCUGUAAAACCGAGUUCAUAUACAGAACGAGGAGAGCAUGUCUGAGUGCAUUAAGAGAGAGAAGUUCGAAUAUCUGUUAUCGCCAACCGUGCGUUCGAGGAAUUUGCAUCCAGACAGUUCAGGAGCCGGGCUAUGCUUGCAAGUGUGAGGGUACAGGGUACUAUGGGCAACGUUGCGAAAAAGCCUGCCCAACAGUUCCUGUACGAGGUCUAGUGUUUCCUCACGAAUGUGUUGUUAUUUGA